Ceratotherium simum simum (southern white rhinoceros) is the source of this 1312-nucleotide messenger RNA. RefSeq names its product chromosome 29 C9orf152 homolog (gene C29H9orf152). NCBI's taxonomy places the organism in Eukaryota, Metazoa, Chordata, Mammalia, Perissodactyla, Rhinocerotidae. The record is from RefSeq and is a predicted model, not a curated record.
UCUUCUCCCGGAUCCGGAUCCGGAUGAAGGGGUUGCCCUGCCCGUGCCCGGCCCUGCCCCGCUUCUGGCGCCUGGGGUGUUGCUUCAUGGCUCAGGGCUCCGGGACUCAGGCCCCGGGGAAAGGGCCCCCGCUCAGCAUCCAGCUCCUGCGAGCCCAGUACGAAGGCUUGAGGCGGCAGCAGAGGGCCCAGGCCCACCUCGUGGUGCUCCCGAAAGGAGGGAACACGCCUGCUCCUGCUGAAUCCAUGGUCAGUGCUGUUUGGAUUAACAAGGAGAGAAGGCAUUCACUGUCUCUGGACGAGGCGGAUCCUGAGGCAGCGGGGAUGCUGGAGGAGGCUGACAGAGGCUGUCUGCAGGCCCCAGAGUCUCCAUGGCACACGCACCUAGAGAUGCACCGCUUGGUCCAAACCUUCCGCCAGGAAACCAGUCAUCAAAUAAAACACAAGAGCAAGCUCAUGGGGUCUGAACAAAGGCUCCCCCAGGAGGGAGACCCAGGCUUGUUUGGAAACAAUCAGAUGACUCAGCUAGGGACCACGAACCCAGAGGCAGCCCAGAGUGAAUGUCAGGUGGGUGAUACCCAAACCAACGCAGUGAGAUCCAACUUAAACACCAGCAUUCCGUGCCCUCCUUCCAUAAAGAACACACUCAGGUCUGGAAAACCAGCUCACUAUCCAUUUCCCCAGAGGAAAAUGCCCAGGAUCUCCCAAGCUGCCCGGAACCUGGGCUUAUAUGGCCCAGCCUGAAGCUUUCUACUAAGCCAGGUGUCCCAACCUCGAGGCCAGCUAUGCCCUCAUCAAAGAAUCCAAGAGGCAGAGCCACAACUAGGGCCUCUAGCUGUGAGCAAGAACUGGACUUACUCAACUGUAGGGAUUGUAGGAAAUGAACUUCACAAUGGGCACAUGGCCUUGUCCCUCAAAAAAGAAGAGAUUGCCCAGGCCAGACUGCUCACAGUUCAGGAUGAAAGGGCUGUCUGAUCAAUGCAGCCCCAUUCUGCUUAUAUAAGAAGACAUUGCUACGGAGGCCUGGAUGCCCAUUCCUUGGGGAGGUCUCUGGAACUAGGGAAUUUUGAAACAUAGUACAGGCACCCUAGCCAAUGGAAUGCCUUAACAGUGUCCUGGAAUCAACAGAUAUGGGCAAUCAUGUUUUCAAUAUCUUCUGAGGAUUUCUCACACGUUCUGGAGAAGAUGAGCUCUGAGAAUUGCCUUUUUCUGGUUGCUAUGCCUGGAGGCUAGCUCACUUAGAAGUCACUACAUUCAUUGGUGGUGACCACACCAUUUCAGCUGGAGCCUCCCAAAGUAGGGUCACCCUGGGU